Molecule: messenger RNA, 606 nt
Organism: Chaetomium globosum CBS 148.51
Lineage: Eukaryota; Fungi; Ascomycota; Sordariomycetes; Sordariales; Chaetomiaceae
Exons: 2
Coding region: 1-606 (201 amino acids)
Source: RefSeq, a predicted model, not a curated record
AUGCGUGUCACCUCCAUCUUCCUCGCCGCCGGCCUCGCGCUGUUCGCCAAUGCCCAGACCACCACUGGCGGCGACUCCGCCAGCAAGACCGUGGACGCUGCCACCGCCGCCCAGACCUCUGCUCAGGCUGAGAUGCUCCGCUGCCUCAACGCCUGCGACGCCGACGACGUGAACUGCCGCGCCAAGUGCAUCGCCGUGCCCUCCCCCAACGACCAGCAGGCCAACGCCACCAACACCUGCGUCGCCGGCUGCCCCGUCGGCAAGGGCACCGAGGCCGACAACAACGCCUACGCCAAGUGCGUGGGCGACUGCAUCGGCCAGAACUACUACACCCCGACCAUCGGCACCCCGCAGCCCACCGGCGGUUCCAACAGCGGCAACGGCAACAACGGCAACGGUAACGGCAACAACAACAACGGCAACGGCAACAGCGACGGCGACAACAACGGCAACAACGACGACGCCACCAACACCGGCGACAGCGAGGGCUCCCAGACGUCCGACAGCCCCUCGACGACCGAGUCCACGGGCGCUGCCGCGCUCCUCGGCGUGUCCUCGGGCGUCGUCGGUGCCGUUGGGUUCGUGGCUGCCAUCAUGGCUCUGUAA